UGGCAGUAAGUAUUUUCUCUUGUUUGUCGAUAAUUUCAGCAGGAUGUGUUGGGUACACUUCAUCAAGAGCAAGGCAAACACGUUUGAAUGUUUUCAGAGGUUUCAAGCUUUAGUCAAAAGGCUGACAAGAAGGAUGCUCGAAGCUCUGUGAAAUAAUCCUAGUGAAGAGUCCAUGUCACAUGAAUUCCAUAGUUAUUGUGAGGAGCUUGGCAUCAGGAGAGAAUUAAUAGCUCGUUACACUCCUCAACAGAAUGGUGUAAUAGAAGAAAAAAUAGAACCAUCGUUGAAAUGACCCGCAGCUUGCUUAAGAGUGGAGGCUUACCAAACAGUUUCUGGACAGAGGCAAUCUCAACAUUAAUAGAUUUAAUCAAUUGAUCUCCAACACAAGAAGUGCAUAAUAGGAUGCCUUAUGAGGUAUAGGGUGGAAUGAAGUCUUCAGUAAGUCACCUUAGAUUAUUUGGAUGGGUUGUUUUUGGUAUGAUCCUUAUGAAAAAGCAUCUAAAGCUGAAUGAGAAGUAUGAAAAGUGCUUAUUUGUAGGUUAUUGCUCAUAAACUAAGGCCUACAAACUCUGUAAUCCAAUUACUUGCAAAGUGAUUGUAAGUAGAGAUAUGGUGUUUCAUGAGGAUGCUCACUGGGACUGGCAUGGCACUGAUGGAAGAGAGCCUUCCAUCACAAUUGAAGAAUCAAAAACCAAUGCAAAUAAUUAAAGGGCCAAUCUCAAACACCAAUGACACUAUCAUAUCUAACGAAUCAGCAAGAGCCACAUCUUCUUCAAACUCCAGCGAAGCAACUGAUUUGUCAAGACCAAGAGUAGCAUGCACAGAUGGUUCAUCUCUCAAGAAGAUAAAGUCUCUCGCAGACAUCUACAACACAUGCUCGUUUGCACUCAAUGUUAUAUACCAAUUGAAUUUCAAUGAGGUAGUGAAGUAUAAAGAGUGGAAGGAUGCUAUGGAUGUAGAACUUUCAGCAAUUCAGAGUAACAACACUUACCAAUUGACUGAUUUACCGCCUGACAAAAGAGUUGUAGGGGAUAUACAGGCUGAUGGUCAAAUCCAGAAACACAAAGCCAGGUUGGUGGCUAGGGGAUAUACACAGCAAUAUGGAGUGGAUUAUGUUGAGGUGUUUUACCGGUAGCAAGAUUAGAAACUAUUAGAAUUCUUCUUGCACUCGUAGCUCAAGCAAACUAGCAAGCAUUUCACUUUGACAUUAAAUCAACAUUCUUAAAUGGGAAGAUACAAGAGGAGAUCUUUGUCGAGCAACCAGAGGGUUAUGUUGUGGAAGGAAAGGAGAACAUACUGUACAAACUGAAGAAAGGCUCUAUAAGGAGUAAAACAAACCCCUAGAGCCUGGCAUAUGAGAAUAGAUAUGCAUUUUCGACAGCAUGGAUUUAUAAGAAGUGAAAAUGAUCAUGCUAUGUACAAGAAAACUCUGUUAAGGCUGUUUGAUCAGACAUAUCACUGGAGCCAUUGCUGGAUUCUCCCCAGGUCCCUGCACUUGCUUCCAGCCUCCAGCUCACUCUCCACUGCUGCCGAAGACCAAUGUAUUCAGCACUGAAUUGGGAUUCACAUCAUCCCAGAGUUAUCUUAUUGUUGUGUUUUAUUUAGAAUUUGCUUUCACUGUAUGUUUGUAGUUUAUGUUUAAAUUGUUCUGGUUGUAUGAACUAUGCUGCUUCACUGGCACGCAUAUCAGUUGUUUGUUUAAAUGCUUGAAUGAAUUAAUGAAGUGAAUGUAAGGAAUUUCA
Messenger RNA from Dioscorea cayenensis subsp. rotundata (Guinea yam), 1742 nucleotides. RefSeq lists its product as uncharacterized. NCBI's taxonomy places the organism in Eukaryota, Viridiplantae, Streptophyta, Magnoliopsida, Dioscoreales, Dioscoreaceae. The record is from RefSeq and is a predicted model, not a curated record. Bases 620 to 1135 code for a protein of 171 amino acids. The transcript is spliced from 2 exons.